Musca vetustissima is the source of this 1800-nucleotide messenger RNA. RefSeq names its product zinc finger protein 3-like. The coding region runs from base 1 to 1800 and encodes 599 amino acids. Gene Ontology annotation, cellular component: nucleus. Lineage: Eukaryota; Metazoa; Arthropoda; Insecta; Diptera; Muscidae. Gene Ontology annotation, biological process: regulation of transcription by RNA polymerase II. The record is from RefSeq and is a predicted model, not a curated record. Gene Ontology annotation, molecular function: DNA-binding transcription factor activity; RNA polymerase II cis-regulatory region sequence-specific DNA binding; zinc ion binding. The transcript is spliced from 2 exons.
AUGGAUGCAGUAACCCAUCGAAAUUUGCAGGAGCUAUGUCGAGCCUGCCUCAAGACCCUGAAUAAUUCCUCGGAUGAAGAUAACAACAAUUUGCUGAUACCAAAUCUAUGUCAGCUAUUCCUAUGCAUUACCACCAUGGAUGUGACCAAGGAGCUGUCGAAAUUUCCCAAGCUAUUGUGUCAAUUAUGCCUGAAUCGUCUCUUGGACUAUGAUGCCUUUCGCAAAUUGACCCUCAAGAGUACGGAAACCCUCUAUGAAAUGUUAAGGCGAAAAAGUGGCAUGGAAGAAGAAAUAAUAUGUCCAGAUGAUAAUGAUGGUGGUAACGAGGAGCAGGAGGAGAAGAACAUUUGUGUUAAGGCGGAAGUUUUGUCGGAAGCAGAAGAACCUGAGGUGGUUCCAGUCCAAAUAAUUGCCAAAACUGAAAGGGGUGACGAGCAUGUCAACCAAAUUAGUUGGAUAAAAAGUGAGAAGUACCCUGAUAACGAUGAGAAGAGUGACUCGGGCUCACAAAAGCGCCAAAUGGAUUGUAAGAAGGAGGAGGGGGAGAAGAACUAUCAAGGAGGUGACGAUGAUGAUAAAUUGCUGCUACCCGAAUUAGCAAAUAUGGACAUGAUGAACAUCAAAUCGGAACCAUUUUUUGAAGCUAGCGAAACACAAUUUAAUGAGCAUACGGUUAAUCCCGAACAGGAUAGUACACAAGAACAGCCGUCAUUUGAAAUGAAUAGCAGCGAUGACGACGGCGAUGAGGAGGAGAUUGGUGAAUAUACCAACGGAGAUUAUGAACAUGAUGAUGAUGCCAAUAAUGAUGCCUCACUUCUAAUUAAUGGUGCCGAUGAUAAUCUAUCAAACGAUGCCGGUCAUCGUCAAUUUGUCAUUGGCAAUUUGAGUGCUAAAUUUAGGCGCAGCUUUUUCUGCAACAUUUGCAAUAAGAAAUUCUACAAACAAUUCUAUUUGGAUGCCCAUGUCAAGGGUAUACAUAUGGGUGAAAAGGAACCGUUCCAAUGUAUAUUGUGUCCAUUGGCAUUCGUAUCCUACAAUCAAUUGUAUUUGCAUAAGAAAUCAAAACAUAAGAAAAAUGGAAAAAAUCAAGAAAAUCAACAUCAGGCGGAUGGUGUUAAAGUUACGGCGAACGAUAAAUACACGUGUGAACUGUGUCAAAGGACAUAUAGUUCCCGCAAAGCCAUCAUCGAACACAUUAAGCGUCACAAACAAAUCAAGGAACAUGUCUGUCAAAUGUGUGGCGUGGCCAAAGUCACACGCACCGAACUUAAUACACACAUGCGUGUUCAUUUUCCCGAUAUGGAAAAAUUUCCCUGUCCCCGAUGUCCACAGGUUUUCAAUCAUCGCAAUGCCAUAUCGCGGCAUGUAAAAGUUGUACACGAAGGUGAACGACGCUACUCCUGUGACUAUUGCAGUAAGAAGUUUAGUACUCGCAAUGGUAAGGUGUGUCACGAACGUCUACACACCGGUGAGAAGCCGUUUUCAUGUGAGGUGUGUGAGAAGAGUUUUGCCCACCAGGAAAGUCUUAAGUCGCACAUGAAAAGUCAUGACAAAUCUUUGCGUAAACAUAUUUGUUCGUUUUGUUCACGACGCUUCAUCACGCUGAAAAAUCUUGUCGAUCACGAGAAACGUCAUACAAGUGAUAAACCUCACAUAUGUGUGAUAUGCAGUAAAGGAUUCCACAUCAACGAGGAUCUACAAACACAUUAUGCAGCAUGUCAUAGUGAUGAGGUGGAUAGAGGGGAAAUUGGUAAUGCGAUGGCUGAACCAUCAUCAUCAUCGGGUAGUCAUUCCACAUAG